Sardina pilchardus (European sardine) is the source of this 1758-nucleotide messenger RNA. RefSeq names its product heat shock protein 14 (gene hspa14). The transcript is spliced from 14 exons. Gene Ontology annotation, cellular component: cytoplasm; cytosol; nucleus. Gene Ontology annotation, molecular function: ATP binding; ATP-dependent protein folding chaperone. NCBI's taxonomy places the organism in Eukaryota, Metazoa, Chordata, Actinopteri, Clupeiformes, Clupeidae. The record is from RefSeq and is a predicted model, not a curated record. The coding region runs from base 72 to 1586 and encodes 504 amino acids.
UUCAUUGGUGCACAAUGACCGGUUAUUUCCAUUCGGCUUCCGGUAAGGCCCGGUAAAUUUUUUUAUCAAGCAUGGCUGCAAUAGGGGUUCACUUUGGAUACACAUGUGCUUGUGUAGCGAUAUUUAAGGAUGGCAGGGCUGACGUAGUUGCAAAUGAUGCUGGGGACAGAGUUACCCCCGCCGUGGUGGCGUACAGGGAUAAGGAACAGAUCGUGGGAAUAGCUGCCAAACAGGGAAGAAUAAGGAAUGCUGCAAAUACUGUUGUAAAAGUUAAGCAGAUACUGGGCAGAAGUUUUGAUGACCCUGAGGCAGAAGCUCACAGAAAAGACAGCAAAUGUCCAGUGGUGAAUAAAAGUGGUCUGCCCAAGUAUGAAAUUGACACAGGAGAGACAACAAAGUUUGUGUCACCUGACGAAGUCGCCAAGUUACUCUUCCAGAAAAUAAAAGAGACGGCUCAGUCUGCCCUUGGGUCUGAUGUUGCCGAUGCCGUCAUCACCGUGCCUUUUGAGUUUGGAGAGAAUCAGAAGAAUGCUCUAAGACGGGCUGCCGAGGACGCUGGCUUUAACGUGCUCCGGUUGAUCCAUGAGCCCUCUGCGGCUGUGCUGGCCUACGGCAUCGGUCAGGACUCCCCCUCCGGCAAAAGCCACGUGCUGGUGUACAAGCUGGGCGGGACGUCUCUGAGCGUGACUGCGCUGGAGGUGAACAGCGGCAUGUACCGGGUGCUGGCCACUCACACUGACCACAGCACCGGCGGAGAGAGCUUCACACAGGCACUGGCCCAGUUCCUCGCUGGCGAGUGCAAGAAGACUUUUAAGCAGGACGUGAGCAGUAAUGCCAGGGCAAUGAUGAAGCUGAUGAACAGUGCUGAUGUUGCCAAACACAUCCUCUCCACCCUGGGCAGUGCCAACUGCUUCGUGGAUUCUCUCUGCGAUGGCAUGGACUUUGAAUGCAAUGUGUCAAGGGCACGAUUUGAGCUCAUAUGCUCGUCUCUCUUCAAUAAGAGCAUCCAGCCAAUCAAAAGCCUCCUAGAGCAAGUCGGCCUCUCCACAAGUGAUGUCAGCAAGGUGGUGCUGUCCGGCGGCUCGGCGAAGAUCCCCCGGCUGCAGCAGAUGAUCCAGGACCUGUUCCCGGACGUGGAGAUGCUGAGCUCCAUCUCCCCAGACGAGGUGAUCCCCAUGGGGGCCGCGCUGCAGGCCGGCAUCCUGGUGGGCCGGGACAGUGUGCCCAUGGGGGAGGACACCAUCACCGUCGACUCCUGUGCCAAAGACAUCCUGGUCAAGGAGGUGGAUGAGUCUGGAGAGGAGGUGUUUAAGGUGCUCUUCCCCUCUGGGACCCCCCUGCCCGCCCGCAGACAGCACACACUCCAGGGCCCCGGCAACCUGACCUCUGUGUGUCUGGAGCUCUACCAGGCCCAGCAAUGUCUCGCUAAGAUUGUUUUGCGAGAUCUGGAACCCAAGGAGGAGAACCACGACAUUGUCACAGAAGUCACAAUGAAAAGGGACGGCUCGUUACACGUCACCUGUACGGAGCAGCUCAGUGGACGAUCUGAGGCUGUUACCAUAGCAGCUGCUGCGGCUGCAUCAUAAAUUAGAUGACGAGCAUCUGGUCUCCAUGGAGAUAUGCUACCCUAUAACAAACCCCAACGAAAGUCCAUCUGAUUACUGUAAUCCAAGAGUACAACAACUGGAUUAACUGGCAUCUUAAUCCCAGUAUUUAGGUCUUUUUUUCAAUAAAUUGUGUAUAUAUGAUGAAAAGAAA